Molecule: messenger RNA, 1803 nt
Organism: Mya arenaria
Lineage: Eukaryota; Metazoa; Mollusca; Bivalvia; Myida; Myidae
Product: potassium voltage-gated channel subfamily B member 2-like
Exons: 4
Coding region: 1-1803 (600 amino acids)
Biological process (GO): protein homooligomerization; potassium ion transmembrane transport
Cellular component (GO): membrane
Molecular function (GO): voltage-gated potassium channel activity
Source: RefSeq, a predicted model, not a curated record
AUGAUCGGAAAUAGUCCAUCCGAUUCCAAAUCUGCAGAAGAAGGCGAAAAUAAUGAUGCUUUUGAUGAAAUUUAUAAUGACGCCAUCAAUAAAAAUACUAAAAAUAGAACGGAAAAUAACAAUACCGCACACGACUUUGUAACAAUCAACAUAAGCGGUCAUACGUAUGAGAUUGAGAUUGAUGACAUUCGAAGAGCUCCUUCAUCGCGUUUGCACCGAUAUGCUUUUAGCGGCAAACAAGCGGCUAUGGACUUUAAGAGGCCUAUCUCGAGUUUCGAAGCUGUGCUCGCCUAUUACCAGACAGGAGAGCUACACAUGCCGCUGUCCGUCUGCCCCAGUGCCUUCAAGUCUGAGCUAGACUUCUGGGAACUCGAUCCCCAAAUUAUGAUGAAAUGCUGCUACUACAGAUACCUGUCGCACGAGGAUGACAUGGAAACCAUCGACCAUUUUCACAGGCACCUGUUUCCUGACGAUGUUGUGCGAAAACGGAAGCGAACUUUGCUGCCCAACCUCCGGCAGAAACUGUGGAACAUCAUCGACUUCAAUGAUAAAAAUAUCAUCACGACGAUCUAUUUCUGGCUGUGCACGCUGAUGGUAAUUCUGAGCGUAAUGACCCUCGCCUUGAGUAGUCUCCCGCAAUUCAAAAGGAACCUGACCAAAUGUGAAUUGGAAGAUUACCUCGGCAAAGAGAUGCAAAUGGUUUCAAGAGCAACCGCCAACGCUGACGACUCGUGCGAGGAGCCGCUGGCGGAUGACGUGUAUUCUGGAGUAAUUACAGAUUUUGAGGAAAUCGAAGUCAAAGAUAAAUCGGAAUUAACUGAAGACGACGUUAUUGUGAAAGAGUUUGAAAGGAAAGUUAAUGUGACGGAUUCAGGACUGAAACCAACUGAGACUACAAACGAUUUUGCUAAGAAUGAUUUUCAAAGAAAAGGAAACGUCUCUGAAAAUGACAACUCGGAGAACUCAACUUUUGUUCCGGCUCUUGUGCGUUCAGCGUUUGAUUUUCGGUUCAAUUUGGCAGAUACGGUUGAGGAUAGUGAAUUUAUCGAGCAUGUUUUUCAAGCUUUAAGGCCAAAUGUCGGUAUCGAAAAGAAAACGGUUCGAAUCAAAACAUUAGUUUAUCUAGACACCAUCGCUCUCGGAUUUUUCACUCUGGAUUUAUUGUUGCGCAUUUUCUCUUGUCCAAAUAUCAAAAAAUAUUUUCUUUCGACAAUCAACGUCAUCGAUGCGCUUGCCGUUCUUUCUUCAUACGCACAUUUGACCGUGAAUAUUUUGCGCAAGAAUGAACAAUACGAAUUUUCCAAUUUCGACAUUCUGGAGAUUUUCCAAGUCCUACGCGUCGUUCGUUUAUUGAGAAUUGUUCGAGAUGUGAUUGGGUUUAAGGUUUUAUCGUUUUCGCUGCGACAUUCGUCUAAAGAUUUGUUCGUUCUGUUCCUCUACAUGAUUCUCGGGAUGACGAUCUUUGCAAAUUUCAUCUUCUUUGUUGAGAGUGAGCAGGCAAUCGAUAGCAUUCCGACGGGUUGGUGGUGGGCCAUAAGCACGCUAACGACGGUCGGGUACGGUGAUGUUACGCCUACUACUUUAUACGGACGUCUGAUUGGCGGAAUUUGUGCGGUUUCCGGCGUGGUUGUUAUGGCAAUCUCGAUUCCCGUUUUCGUGAAAACCUUCAUGUUGCUUUACGCGUAUGCCGUUUUGUAUAAGAAGUCUCUUCAUAAACCGGAAGACACACAUCGCUAUAUUCACCGUAUCGGUCGCCAAAACGCCGCUGCUCUACAGAAGCAAUUGAACAAUUCCAAUAUUUAG